Symbiodinium sp. CCMP2592 is the source of this 1365-nucleotide messenger RNA. The record is from the annotation of a GenBank genome assembly. Lineage: Eukaryota; Dinophyceae; Suessiales; Symbiodiniaceae.
AUGGCUCGCGAGGUUCACGAAGUCGAACUUGCGGGUUUGAGUGUAUCAUGGCUUGUGAAUCCAGAUGUCAAAGAACGAUUGAUGGAGGAAGGGGCCAAGGGCUUGAUUGUGCCUCCAGAGGGGGAAAAGGUUCCCAUCUGUAUGCAAUCAACAGCUGUCGCCAAUGAUAUGUUUCUCAAGCCCGUCAUGGUUCAGAUGAGGGCGGCCAGGAGCUUGAAAAUCCCGUCUGUCGAGGCCAUUGCUCAGGAGCUGUCUGCCCUUUGGUACAAGUACUACGAGUCUAAGGAGAAGCGGAAGGCUGCAGCAGCAGGUCGACCGCCGAAACUUCCUGCUGAGUUUCGUUUGCCGGAUGCAGUAGCAGCUGUAUGCCACACGGAUGCGAAGCACAUGAAGAGUUUGUUGUCCAUGUGCAAGAAGCAGUUUCAGAGCGACAGAUCAGAUUUGGCCUAUCGCCACAUCGUCUCCUGCUUCGGAGUCAAGGCUGAGUAUCCGGAGUUGGACCCGGAGCAUGAGCCUGAUUUGGAGCCGUUUGAGCCUGAAUCGAAUGAUGGGGGUGAUGCCCCGGAACCGGAUGAUGCUAAUGACUGUGUGUGUAUCAGUGGCAUGGAAGCUGCCUCUCAAGCCAAACGCCGUAUGUUGGAGAAUCGCAUUGCCAACAUCCGAACAAUGCUCGAGGAGAGGAAGCAUUCCGCUGCUGCUACUGUUGCUGCCCCGGAAGAACCCGGGCCCCAGCCGAUUCAAAAUGGAUCGCCGAUGGAUGUUGAGGAGACCCAGGUGGUACAGCAGGAGAUGGUCGUGGACCGUCUUGAUCAGUUGGCUUUGCAGCAACGCAAGAAGGAUAAGGGACCAGAUUCGGAGGAGAAUCACCAAGAGGAUUGGAGUGAGUGGGGACAGGAGGAGUGGGCUGAGGAUGGGGAGGAACAGGAGUGGGAUGAGGAUGGGGGCGAAACGAAAUGUCCGCCCAAGAAGAAGAAGAAGACGAAGACCCCCAAGAUCCUGAAAAGGCCAUCUGCUAUGAUUUCAAAGUCAACGGACGAUACGAAGUGGGAUGGAGACAAGGAGAAGGAGGAAGAGCUCGAGAUCAAAGCUUUCAUCCACGAGUACAAUCGCACCCCGAAAGCCACCCAUAAGAUUAUGGCCUACUGGUCUCGAAGUGGCUUUGGGCUCUUGGUGGUAAACCAGGAGGACACGAACCAGGUGGCCUACUGUGGAUCCUCAAAGGUGGAUGUGAAGUCCAACUUCUUGCCCAUCAAGCAGCUCGCUCUUGAUCUUCUGAAUGGUUUCGACGAGAACGAUGCAUUCGCGAAGUUUCAGGUUUCCAAGGCCCUUUUGUACGAUGCUCCCGGCGAGGGAGAGGGGGCCUGA